Trichoderma asperellum CBS 433.97 is the source of this 708-nucleotide messenger RNA. The record is from RefSeq and is a predicted model, not a curated record. NCBI's taxonomy places the organism in Eukaryota, Fungi, Ascomycota, Sordariomycetes, Hypocreales, Hypocreaceae.
AUGUAUAAAGGAUAUAUCUGGUUGAAGCUGAAAUACUUAUUUGGAUUCAUGACUCUACAAAAAAUCGUAACGGUUGUUGGUGCCACCAGUGUUCAAGGCGGAUCUAUUAUUGAUGAACUCCUCAACGACGAUAGAUAUCAUAUCCGUGAUGUUACUAGGAGCCUCGAAAGCCGGCCUGCCAAAGCCCUUGCCACUAGAGGCGUUGAAGUUGUUCAGGCUACAACUGAUGACAUUUUGUCUUUGGCCGAAUCAUUUCAAGGACCAUCUGUUGUAUUUGGGUCUUGUCAAGCCCUCAACCUGGCAAAAGCGGCUGCUGCAACGCCAACACUUGAACACUAUAUUUGGUCAACCCUGCCUGAUGCAAAAACACAAAGUUCAGGAAAGUUUUUGCAAAACUUCUACUGGCAAACACAUAGGCCAAUUUUUAUUCCAACGGCUGACAAGUAUAUUCAGCUGAAUGGGUACCCGGCUAAUACGCUCCUGCGUCCGAUUGGUGAUGCUAAAAAGAAUAUUGGAGUUUUCAUAAGGGCUAUCAUGGAGCAGCCGCGCAAGACUUUGCCUGGAAAGUACGUACGGGCUCACACGGAAAGCAUUACCAGUGGGGAAAUACUACAACGGUGGGACGAAGCUCAGGGGAAAGGGGCAGAAUAUAUUGAACUUGAGCCAUCGGAGUUUAAUAAAAUAUGGCCAGAUUGGGCAGAAGAAUAG